UCUAGCGACCACGAUACAGUCGAUAUUAUCUUGGGAGCCAUGGAACUAGUCCAACUUCUCUCGAUGCCUCGAACAUGCUUCUUGCCCACCAACAAUAAUCUAGUUUCCCCGAAAAGAAAAGCACGGUGCAACAUCUAUCGACCCACUUUAUGUUCAGCUAGCUCCCAAGUCCCAAUACCGACCGAAGCAGAUGGAAGAAGAUCAGCGCAUUAUCAACCAACAGUUUGGAGUUACAGCUUCCUGCAGUCCCUUAAGCCAAACUAUACGGACGAAACACAAGCUCAGAGGGCAAUUGCGCUUGAGCGAGAGGUCAGAUAUGCAAUGCAUUAUGCAGAUGCAGAGCCUAGCACCCUGCUGUUGCUGAUCGAUGAUGUCCAACGUCUGGGUUUGCGACACCGAUUCGAGGAGGACAUCGGGAGAGCUCUGGAUAGAUAUAUUUCUCAAGGAGGAUGUAAAGCAAAUAAAGACAGGACGUUAUACACCACAAGUCUCGGCUUCAGGCUCCUCAGACAACAUGGCUAUGAAGUCUCCCAAGAUAUUUUCGAGAGUUUUAUGGAUCGCAGCCAAGGGAAAUUCUUCGAUAACCUAGGCAAUGACAUCAAAGGGCUGCUAAGCUUAUACGAGGCUUCGCAAUUGGCCUUUGAAGGAGAAGAAAUCCUGGAAGAGGCAAUGGAAUUUGCUAUUGAACAUCUCCGAGGCUUCAAAUCCGUUAAUAUCGGGAAGAACCUCCAAGACCAAGUGGUUCACUCGCUGGACCUACCUCUGCAUCGCAGGAUGCAGUGGCAGGAUGCUUGUUGGCACAUCGAAUCAUACCGUACGAGGAAAGAUAUGAAUUAUGGGUUGCUGGAACUUGCUGUCCUAAAUUUCAACACAGUGCAGUCGAUACUCCAAGAAGAUCUCCAACACAUGUCCAGGUGGUGGAACAAUAAUAUCGGUCUCGGGAACAAGCUGGUCUUUGCAAGGGACAGGCUGAUGGAAUGUUUUUUCUGGACGGUGGGGAUGGCUUUCGACCCUCAGUUCAGCAGCUGCCGGAGAGGUUUAACAAGAGUGACCUCUCUGAUAACGACUAUCGAUGAUGUCUACGAUGUUUAUGGCACUCUUGACGAACUUGAGCUUUUUACUGAUGCUGUUGAAAGGUGGAAUGUUAAUGCUAUGAGCAACCUUCCGGACUACAUGAAGCUAUGCUUCUUGGCUCUGUACAACACAGUGCAUGAAAUGGCUUAUGAAUUUCUGAAGAAGCAAGGAGAAAACAUAAUUCCCUACCUGACAAAAGCGUGGGCUGAUCUGUGCAAGACCUUCCUCCAAGAGGCAAAGUGGAGUCACAACAAGAUCACCCCAACGUUCGAUGAAUACCUCAAUAAUGGCUGGGUCUCAGUCUCGGGAGUUCUCAUCCUAGUUCACGCCUACUUCUUGUGCGGUCCAAGUAUCACAAAAGAGGCGCUUUGUUCUUUAGAGAAAUUCCAUGAUCUCGUGCGCUGGCCUUCUACCAUUUUCCGACUCUGCAACGAUCUCGCCACUUCCUCGGCUGAGUUAGAAAGGGGAGAGACGGCGAACUCUAUCCUCUGUUACAUGCUUGAAACUGGGGCUUCCGAGGAACUUGCCCGCUGUCACAUCAAUAAACUGAUCGACUUGGCUUGGAAGAAGAUGAACAGCUCCCUAGUUGGUGGCUCUGUCUUUGGGAAAUCGUUCGUAGACAUGGCUUAUAACCUUGCUCGAAUUUCUCACUACACGUACCAGAAUGGAGAUUCGCAUGGAGCCCCUGACAACAGAUCAAAGGAGCAACUCCACUCGUUACUAAUCGACCCAAUUUCUAUCACUUAGAUAGAUAGAAUGAUUGAUCAACGAUUCCCGGCAAGAAAGUUUAUGAACAUGGAUCUGAUGUGUACGAGAGAAAAUCAUCUGGUUAAGUUUCCUGAAGUUGUCGGGCAGAUUAUUAGUUGUUUUCCCAAAAUUGAUGGAUGAGAGCGGACCUAUAUAAUCCACAAUCAGUUCGCGCCAAAUGUGGGUCUUUGGUAGUUCCUUCAUGAAAAAUGUGGACUAAUGUCCCAACAGCGUCAACAUUAUAACAUUGUUGUAUUAUAACGGGACAAUUAGUGGACUCUAUAAUAACUAGGGAAUUCAUUCA
Molecule: messenger RNA, 2125 nt
Organism: Punica granatum (pomegranate)
Lineage: Eukaryota; Viridiplantae; Streptophyta; Magnoliopsida; Myrtales; Lythraceae
Source: RefSeq, a predicted model, not a curated record